Knipowitschia caucasica is the source of this 3042-nucleotide messenger RNA. The record is from the annotation of a GenBank genome assembly. Lineage: Eukaryota; Metazoa; Chordata; Actinopteri; Gobiiformes; Gobiidae.
AUGCAGUCUCAGAGUUCUAUCUUGAGUCUGUUGACCCCGGCCUGUGGUGAAGGUUUCAACGGUGGAGACAUUGGACACUUCUUCAACCUGCCAGGGUCACGCUCCAACGAUGUUGUCAACAUAGAGCAGACCACCAAUGUGAACGUGCCCGGACGCUGGUUCUUCCGAGUGGACACUGAACUUAUUGAUCCGGCCAACGGCUGCAGUUACAAUGGACGUUACUACAGACGAGGUGAGGUAUUUUGGCUCUCGGACCAAUGCUCCCAGAGGUGCCGCUGUCUGGACAUGGACAACGAGGUGCAGUGUGAGCAGGCCCCAUGUGGACAGCUGGAGACCUGCGAGCAUCAGGAGGGGGCCUUCUACUGCAUGCCCACCCGCACCAGCACCUGUGUCGUCUUUGGAGACCCCCACUACCACACCUUCGAUGGAUUCCUUUACCACUUCCAAGGAACUUGCUCUUACCUGCUGGCCCGUCCCUGCUGGGAAAUACCUGGUCUUCCGUUCUUCAGCGUAGAGGCCAAAAAUGAGAAUCGCGGAAUGGCUUCGGUUUCCUGGUUACGAGAUGUUACGGUGGAGGUGUAUGGGCAUCGAGUGCUCCUUCCUAAAGGAACUUCUGGCACGGUCCAGAUAGAUGGCCUGACAAAGACACUGCCUGUCCAGCUUGAACUAGGUGCAGUGAAAGUAUACCAGUCAGGAGUGGCUGUGGCUCUAGAGACGGAUUUUGGGGUUUUGGUCACCUACGAUGGCCAGCACUAUGCGUCCAUCUCCCUGCCCAGCUCCUACUUUAACAACACUUGUGGACUCUGCGGCAACUACAACGACGACCCAGCCGACGAUCCCCUUCUGCCGGACGGGUCUUUGGCCGAGAGCGUAGUUGAGCUCGGAGGCAGCUGGAGAGCGGAGGACACUGACUGGAGGUGCACGGACGGUUGCGCACAGAACUGCAGUGUGUGCGACCCAGUAACCGAAGCAUUUUACUUCCGACCAGACUACUGCGGACUCAUCAACAAGACUGACGGGCCUUUCAGGGACUGUCGGGCAGUGGUGGACCCGACAGCCUUUGUGUACAGUUGUGUUUACGAUAUGUGUAGCAAUAAGGACAACAUUACAACGCUGUGCCAAGCUAUACAGGCCUAUGCGUUGGCAUGUCAAGCACUGGGAGUGACCAUACGGUCAUGGAGAUCUCGUGCCUUCUGCGCUCUAACGUGCCCUGAGUUCAGCCAAUACCAGGUGUGCACCACGGCUUGUCCCGCCUCAUGCUCCGACCUGACCUCUCCACUGUACUGUGUGCAUCCCUGCACCGAGGGCUGCCAGUGCGAUCCAGGAUAUGUGCUGAGUGGGAGCCGAUGUGUGCUCCGCGAGGACUGUGGCUGCGAACACAACGGCCUUUACUACCCUAUGAACCAGACUUUCUGGGUUGGGCCGUCUGGAGAGGAAGGGGAGUGCGUGAUGAGAUGCAGCUGUGGAUUUGCCGGCGAUGUCUCUUGCUACAAUGAGUCGUGCAAGGAAGGAGAAGUGUGCGCGGCUGAGGUGGGGUUACUGGGAUGCUACCCCAGGAGAGAAGGCGUGUGUUCCGUCACGCAGACCGCUGUAGCCUCCUCUUAUGACGGAGCGCACCUGACCAUCCCGGAGGACAGCUCUUUCUACCUACUCAAGUUGUGUGGUCCCAUCCCAGUGAAUGGCUCCAUGGUGGAGGUGAAAAUGAGCCGCAGGCUGCAUAACAAAGGCCCGGCGUGGAAGAGGCCUGUGAUCGUCACCGUGGCCAACGUCGAAGCGCAGAUGGGAGGAGCCGAUUUUGACAUAGUGAAGGUGAACGGUGAACCAGUCGUCCUACCAUAUGUCCACCCAAUGGAGACCAUCAUGAUCUUCCGGGCUCCAGGAAACGCCACAGUGGUGGAGUCUCGCGGCCUGCUCCGAGUGCACUACACACGACAGGGAUACCUCAACAUCUCCCUUUCUACGCUAUACUAUAAUGUCACCUGUGGACUGUGUGGGGUCUUCAACAGCAAUGCCACAGACGACUUGCGGCUGCCCAACGGUCGAUUGGCGGAGUCGCCAGAGCAGUUUGCUGAGGCGUGGAAGUCUUUAGCUGACGAUUUGUCUUGUAACGGUGACUGUGAUGACUUGUAUCGAAUGUGUACGGGUUUGCGAAUUUACCAGAGCCCGUACAUGUGUGGAAACAUCAAUGACCCCGGGAAUAGUUCGUUCAUAGCCUGUCACACAGUGGUGAAUCCUUCUCCGUUUUUUAGGAACUGCUUGUAUAACAUGUGCGUGAAAGAAGGAAACCGCUCUGUCAUGUGUAGCUCCCUGCAAGCCUAUGCCACGGCGUGUCAGGAUGCCCAAGUGAGCCUGCCAUCCUGGAGGAGUGCCACCAACUGUCCUCUCCCCUGCCCGGAGAACAGCCACUUUGAAGAGUGCACCACGGCUUGCCCUCUAACCUGUUCAAACCUGGAUGACCUUGAGGAGUCAUGUCCAAUGGCCUGCCAAGAGGGCUGCCAGUGCGAAGAUGGCUAUGCGCUGUUGGACGGCCUAUGCGUGGCCCGGCAAGACUGCGGAUGCAUGAGUCACGGUCGACACCUGGCCACCAACCAAACGUUUUGGACCGACUGGGAGUGCCAAGAGCGUUGCUUCUGCAACGGCUCUGACAACAACAUAUACUGUGUCCCAGAGCCCUGCCUGCCGGAAGAGUACUGCAGAGAGAGCGACGGCCUGCAUUAUUGCCAGCCGCGCACUGAGGCGCUGUGUGUGGUGGCUGGAUACGGACACUUUCUACCUUUUGCGGGUGCAGCGUUUGAGCUGCAGAGCUCGUGCACGUUGCAACUGGUCACCUCUGAUUGCGGGAUCAUCUCCCGAGAGCAGACGGCAGGCGCACUGCCUUCAUUUAAGUUGGCUGUCCGGAACGAGGAGCGGGACACAUCGCAGGCCAUCUGGGUGAAGGGGUUUGUGCUGGAGGCGUAUGACUACGAAAUCGAAGUGACACGGAGCUACAAGAACACAGUCACGCAGCAUGUUCAUCUCCGUCGGGUCUACUCGAAGCACUGA